AUGACAAAUGGCAAGCAUUUUGCAUGGUGUCCGACCAAGGGACUUGGGAUCCUAGUCUAUUCUCUUCAGCUCCACGCGAGCCGACUUGCAUUCUUGGAUCACACUCGGACUGGGAUAUCCGAUUACCAUUCUCAAGAUUUGGCCAUGGAUCACAAAGGUCUCGACGGCAAGGGGUGCUACAACGCCGGCCAUGGGUUGAGCACACGUCCAUCUCGGCCAAACUCACGGUGCCGAGGGUCACUUACACUUUGUACUGCGUUCGUACUGCAUGCAUACUACGGGCGUACUGCGGACGUACUGCGGGCAUACUACAGGCAUACUGCGGGUGUACUACAGGGAUACUACGGGCAUACUGCGGGCGUACUGCGGAGCGAUCCCUUUCAAUGGGAGUGGAGGAACUUCUAUUUCAUUGCAAAGAUCCUAACUAUGCUCUACAUGUACCUUCGUGCCCGAGGUCAGGUUCCGGGGCUUGUGAAUGCCCCGGUCGAGGAGGUCCUGUCUGACAGUGAAGAAGACGAUGAAGAGGAAGACAGCAACCCUUGGAAGCGCGUCAAGAAUGAGCCCGAAGAAAUGCAGAACCGGCGAUGA
This is a messenger RNA of Arabidopsis thaliana (thale cress), 588 nucleotides long. RefSeq lists its product as uncharacterized. The coding region runs from base 1 to 588 and encodes 195 amino acids. NCBI's taxonomy places the organism in Eukaryota, Viridiplantae, Streptophyta, Magnoliopsida, Brassicales, Brassicaceae. The transcript is spliced from 4 exons. The record is from RefSeq and is marked reviewed.